AUGCAGCUCCAAGACGCCGAAAAGUGGCGCCGCCUGGCCGAGAUGUCAGACGAGCUCGGGUUCAGACGCCAGGCCAUCUACUGCUGGACAAAGUACCUGCGAAAGUGCCCGGGGGACGCGGAGGGGCGCCUGUGCCGGGCGCGCGCCAUGGCGGACGCGGGGGAGGGCAAGAAGGCGGUGCAGGAGCUGCGGGCGCUGCACGACGCCAUGCCGGGCCAGCCCCUGGUCGUGACCGACCUGGUGCGGGCGCUGUUCUCGUCGGGCGCCACCCACGCGGCGCUGGACGUCCUGGAGGGCCACGUGGCGUACUACCCCGGCGCCACCGACCUGGAGCACAUCAACAUGCUGGCGCAGCUGUACAUGGAGCUGGGGCGCCACGACGCGACCAAGCGGCUGGUGGAGCGCGCGCGGGCGCUGCUGCUGGCGCCGGGGGAGCCCACGCCGAUAGACCUGGCCGUCAAAAUGGGCGUGUCGUGCGCGCUGACCGGGGACAUGGGCCGUGCGUUAGCCGAGUUCAAAUCCCUCCUGGAGCUGGGGGUCGAGGGCUACGAGGACCUGUACCUGCAGGUGGGCGGUUUUUUUGUGUCGCACGGCUGA
Monoraphidium neglectum is the source of this 597-nucleotide messenger RNA. RefSeq lists its product as hypothetical. NCBI's taxonomy places the organism in Eukaryota, Viridiplantae, Chlorophyta, Chlorophyceae, Sphaeropleales, Selenastraceae. Gene Ontology annotation, molecular function: protein binding. The transcript has 5 exons. Bases 1 to 597 code for a protein of 198 amino acids. The record is from RefSeq and is a predicted model, not a curated record. Gene Ontology annotation, cellular component: transcription factor TFIIIC complex. Gene Ontology annotation, biological process: transcription by RNA polymerase III.